AUGCGCGCCUUCAACAUCAUCGAGCACCCGACGCUCGGCGGCGAGGCCGCCUCGCGCAAAGACUACUUCGCCGUCUUCGGCAUCGCGAGUGCAGCAGCGACCAUCGCCGCAGCGACCACCGUCGUCGCCCUCCGUGCGACCGGCACGCCCAUCGCGGCCGUCAUCGAUGCGCAGCCUGUGCACCCUGCUGGGCAACUACACGCAGCACUGAGUGGCUUAUGGUCCGGGUCGCAGCUGAGUACCACACCGAACGUGUCGGACCGCCCGAACGCCCCUGUGUAUGUUCUCCGCGCCCGAGCGGACUGA
This is a messenger RNA of Fomitopsis serialis, 306 nucleotides long. RefSeq lists its product as uncharacterized. The transcript is spliced from 3 exons. Lineage: Eukaryota; Fungi; Basidiomycota; Agaricomycetes; Polyporales; Fomitopsidaceae. Bases 1 to 306 code for a protein of 101 amino acids. The record is from RefSeq and is a predicted model, not a curated record.